AUGGCAUUCGCUGAUAGAGAGGCCCCAAUUCAGAUGCUUUCUGCGAAGAAGUACUUCGAAAAUUUGACUUCGAAGGAACAGCACUAUGCGCAUUACAUGUCGAAGGCUUCGCACGCCGGUAGCCGUAUCACUAUGAGACAGGUUUCCCCAUAUUCUGAAAAGAUCUUCGAUACGGUCAUGGGGAUCCACAAGGGUUUGAAGGAGUACCCUAAGGACGAGGAGACUGCUCAGUAUUUGGAAUAUGUGACCCAAUUUUUGUCGAACCUUGGUGAAUUCAAGUCUUUCGGUGAUGUCAAGUUUAUUCCUCGUUGCCCAAAGUCGACUUUUGAGAAAUUGGGCCAAUUGGCCAACGUUCCAGUGGACUCCUCGUUGUUGGAUGAGAUCUACCACGAUGGGGAUGCAUCUGCUUUGUUGGGUUUCCCAUCUCAAGGUCACACUACUGGUUAUUACAGAGGUCCAGAGAAGGUUACUCCAGAAGACAUGGUUUUGUUGAAGAAGAUCUUUGCUGACUUUGACAUCAUGCCUGAGAACUUGACCAUCGAGAAGCUGUCUCAUAAGCUGUUCGAGGUCCAUGUAGCCAGUGCUUCCACUGCUCAUGCUAAGGGAUACCCAGACAGAAUCGAAGAAGAAGGUAUUGAGGUGCUGUUCAAGUUCGGCGAACACAGUACUGAGAUGGAGAAGAUUGCUCAAUACUUGGCAAAGGCCAAAGAAUACGCCGCAAACGAAACCCAGGAAAAAAUGUUGGAACACUACGUUAACUACUUCAAGACUGGUGACUCCAAGUUGCAUAAGGAGUCCCAAAAAGUCUGGGUCAAGGAUUUGUCUCCACAAGUCGAAACUAACAUCGGUUUUAUCGAAACUUACAGAGAACCAUCCGGUAUCAUUGGUGAAUACGAGUCUCUAGUUGCUAUCCAAAACAAGGAGCGUACUGAGAAGUUCACUGAGUUGGUCAACAAGGCGCCAGCCUACAUUAAUCUCUUGCCUUGGGACCCAGCUUUCGAAAAGCCAAAGUUCCAACCUCCAGAUUUCACCUCCAUCGAAGUCUUGACCUUUACUGGUAGUGGUAUCCCAGCUGGUAUCAACAUUCCAAAUUACGACGACGUCAGAUUGAACGUUGGUUUCAAGAAUGUGUCUCUUGGUAACAUUCUAAACUCAAAGACUAGCAACGACAAGUGGACUUUCGUGCAAGGCGAUGACGUCGAGACCAUGAGCAAAUACCAAUCGGACUCCUUUGAAGUGCAAGUUGGUAUCCACGAGUUGCUAGGUCACGGUUCCGGUAAGUUGUUGUGCGAGCUUGAUGAUGGCACCUUCAACUUCAACAAGUCAUCUCCACCAAUUGGUUUGGACGGGAAGCCAGUCACCACUUACUACAAGAAGGGUGAAACCUGGGGUUCCAAGUUUGGUGCCAUUGCAGGUGCCUACGAAGAAUGUCGUGCCGAAUCGAUCGCUAUGUACUUGAUUACCAACAGACAAUUGUUGGAAACUUUCGGCUUCAAGACCAAGGAAGAACAAGACAAGAUCAUUUACACUGGUUUCUUGCAAAUGUGCCGUGCCGGUUUGUUGGCUUUGGAAUUCUGGGAUCCAGCUUCCAAGAAGUGGGGUCAGCCACACAUGCAAGCCAGAUUCUCCAUCAUGAAGACUUUGUUGAGAUACUCAAGUGACAAGAACUUUGUGAAGUUGGCAUACACUCAAGAUGACUACUCCGACUUGCACAUCGAAUUGGACGGCUCAUUGAUUGAAACUGUCGGCCACGCCGCCAUCGAAGACUACUUGACUCAUUUGCAUAUCUACAAGUCCUCCGGUGAUGUCGAAAACGGUGCUGCAUACUUCAAGGACAGAUCUGACGUUGACGAAGAGCUCGCUAAGUUCCGUGACGUUGUUCUAGCAAAGAAGUUGCCAAGAAAGCAAUUCAUCCAGGCAAACACAGUUAUCGACGGCGACAAAGUGAUCGUCAAGGAAUACGAAGAAUCUCCAAUCGGCAUGAUUCAGUCCUUUGUUGAACGUGAUUUGUAA
This is a messenger RNA of Kluyveromyces marxianus DMKU3-1042, 2013 nucleotides long. Its product is annotated as dipeptidyl-peptidase III. Gene Ontology annotation, biological process: proteolysis. The coding region runs from base 1 to 2013 and encodes 670 amino acids. The record is from RefSeq and is a predicted model, not a curated record. Lineage: Eukaryota; Fungi; Ascomycota; Saccharomycetes; Saccharomycetales; Saccharomycetaceae. The transcript has a single exon. Gene Ontology annotation, cellular component: cytoplasm. Gene Ontology annotation, molecular function: metalloexopeptidase activity; dipeptidyl-peptidase activity.